Molecule: messenger RNA, 1452 nt
Organism: Manihot esculenta (cassava)
Lineage: Eukaryota; Viridiplantae; Streptophyta; Magnoliopsida; Malpighiales; Euphorbiaceae
Product: transcription factor TCP20
Exons: 2
Coding region: 146-1069 (307 amino acids)
Cellular component (GO): nucleus
Molecular function (GO): DNA-binding transcription factor activity; sequence-specific DNA binding
Source: RefSeq, a predicted model, not a curated record
UGAAAUGGUUUUGUUUGUCCUCUGAGCCUUUUCUUGCCAAAAACAGUGAAAACUCAUGAAAGUGUUGGACUUUUCAGGUCACCUUCUUCAAUCAAGGAGGACCCCUCUUUUCUUUUGAGCUUAUUUUUGCCUCUUCUUCCUGUUCAUGGAUCCCAAGGCCUCAAACUCAAAGAACCCACAUGAACUACCUAACUUCUUGACCCACCCUCCUCCUAAAACCCUUCAACAACACCAUCAGCCACAGCCACAGCCACAGCCACAGCAGGCAGCCAUGGGAGAGAACAAACCAGCAGAAAUUAAAGAUUUCCAGAUUGUAAUUGCAGACAAAGAAGAGCAAAAGAAGCAGUUAGCACCAAAAAGAAGCUCAAAUAAAGACAGACAUACCAAGGUUGAAGGUAGAGGAAGAAGGAUAAGGAUGCCAGCUCUUUGUGCAGCAAGAAUCUUUCAAUUGACCAGGGAACUGGGUCAUAAAUCUGAUGGAGAAACAAUACAGUGGCUGUUACAACAAGCAGAACCAUCGAUAAUUGCAGCAACUGGGACAGGAACAAUACCAGCAUCGGCCUUGGCUGUUGCUGGUGGAUCAAUUUCGCAGCAAGGGACCUCUCUAUCAGCUGGAUUGCAUCAAAAGAUUGAUGAAUUAGGUGGGUCCAGUAGUAGUAGGACCAGUUGGGCAAUGGUUGGUGGUAAUUUAGCCAGACCUCAUCAUGUGGCAACAGCAGGAUUAUGGCCCCCAGUGGGUGGGUUUGGGUUCCAGUCUUCAUCUGCCACUGGUCCAGCAACAACGAAUUUGGGGACUGAUAGUUCUAGUUAUUUGCAAAAGAUCGAGUUUCCUGGGUUUGACUUGCCAGGAAAUAAUAUGGGUCCUAUGAGUUUUACCUCAAUAUUGGGUGCGAGUAACCAGCAGAUUCCUGGGCUGGAGCUUGGUUUGUCACAGGAUGGUCAUAUUGGGGUUUUGAAUCCACACACUUUGAGUCAGAUUUAUCAGCAGAUGGGGCAGGCUAGAGUGCAACAGCACCAGCAACAACAGCACAAUCCUGCUAAGGAUGAUUCUCAAGGUUCAGGACAGUAAUAGCAGUUCAGAGUAGGCAUUCUUGAUGUUGAGAGACGCUGAGUGAUUUUUGUAAUGGUUUUUGUGUUGUAUAAUUGAUGAAAAAAAUGUGAGAGAGAGACCAAAAAGGAAAAAAGAAAAAAAAAGAUACAUAAGAGAAUUCAAUAGGGACUGGAUCUGGUUUGCCUCUUACUUUCUCUUCAUCACCCUCCAUAUACAGGUGGAAUUGUGCACAGCCAAAUAGUUUGGGUUUGGGCUUAACUUCUUAUCUAAUUCAGAGAGGUGUGUUGAUUAUAGUGUAAGGCAUCUUUAAUUAUUUUGUUCUUAUCUUGGUCUGGAUGAAGUGAUGAUCAGUUUGUUUGUGAGAUUGAAUAGUCAUAUAGCUGUCCAGUUUCCUUUUCAUA